Aspergillus bombycis is the source of this 1329-nucleotide messenger RNA. Its product is annotated as putative inositol 5-phosphatase. NCBI's taxonomy places the organism in Eukaryota, Fungi, Ascomycota, Eurotiomycetes, Eurotiales, Aspergillaceae. Gene Ontology annotation, biological process: phosphatidylinositol dephosphorylation. The transcript has a single exon. The record is from RefSeq and is a predicted model, not a curated record. Gene Ontology annotation, molecular function: phosphatidylinositol-4,5-bisphosphate 5-phosphatase activity. The coding region runs from base 1 to 1329 and encodes 442 amino acids.
AUGGAGACCCUUACACUCUAUAUGCUCACUUUCAAUUGCGCCCGGAAUCCAGUUGACGUCAACCGUUUCGCCCAUCAUUUCUUCGAUGCACUGCCCCUCACCGACAGUUCAAGCGCUUCCACGCCGCCGGACCUCAUCGUUCUAUCACUUCAAGAGAUCGCCCCUAUUGCAUAUGCAUUUCUUGGUGGCUCUUUUUUGGCACCAUAUUUUGCUUCCCUGAGCCAGGUAGUGGAGCGCGCGGUGUCUAAGCGCUGGGAGACACAUUACGUCAAUAUGGUCACAGACAAUAGUGGGAUGACGGGAUUGAUGGUGUAUGCUCGAUCAGAUGUGGCGGAACGUAUAUCUUCGAUUGAUACUGCCCGAGUCGGGUUUGGAUUCCAACAAAUGGGCAACAAAGGCGCGGUUGGGGCACGACUGACCUAUGCGACGCAGAAAACGCCUGACGACACAGUAGACCUGACCUUCAUUGCUGCCCACCUUGCGCCCAUGGAGUAUGCCGUACGGCAAAGGAACGAGGAUUGGCGUAGUAUGGUAGAGCGAUUAGUAUUUGAUCGUUUGACUGUGAGAGCCGGGGAGAAUGCUGAAACAGGGGGCGACUCCGAGAGUACAGCCCUGCUAAACGGUUCUACACGGAGUUCCGGCGAUGAUUACCGGGGUAUUUUUAUUCCUACGAGUUAUCUCUUCCUGGCAGGCGACCUUAAUUAUCGCACGUCUAAUGCAUCGCCACGAAGCGAGGAUUGUGCCUGGUUUCCGCAAGCGGGCGUGGAUCCAGCCGACCCCCGUCAUUUCUCCCGCUUAUUGAAAGAGGAUCAACUCACCCGAGAGAUGCGACAGUCUCGAAGCUUCCAUGGCCUGUCAGAAGCCCCAAUAGCCUUCCCCCCGACGUACAAAUACACAAAUGCUGCGCGUCAGGCUGCAGCUCGCAGCAGCGGCUCACAGGAGUGGCUAUGGACCAGCACACGCUGGCCUAGUUGGUGUGAUCGUGUGUUGUACCUGGAAACUUUGCCUGGCUUGGGCGAGGAAGCACGGGUUAGGCCCUUAGAGUAUAACUCUCUGCCGCUGUUUCCGACGUCAGAUCAUCGCGCCGUUGCGCUCUUGGCUUCUGUUCCUGUGCCGUCAAGGCGUCCAGCAGAUGCAACGCAGUCAGCAAUCCCGUUUCGGAUUGACCCGGAAUGGGCGAGUAAACGAGACGCCGCACGGAGAAAAGAGCUCGUCGUAGGCUGCCUAGCAUAUUUGGGCUUGACUUGGGAGGGAAAUGGUCUGUUGGUGGCCUCGGUAAUUGCAGUACUGGGGGCGUGGCUUGUGCUUCGAUCGCUGUUUAAUGCCUGA